AUGCGCGUCGUCAGCCCAUUGCCUCACGAUGGGACGGCCACAUCGCCGUUCUGGUCUGAUCCCAGUCUUUUUGACCGAGUAUACCUGUUCGUCGACCUCGAGGGCACCUGUCUUGGUGCCAAGCAGGUGACUGAGAUUGGCAACACCAUGGUCGACACUAGGCUCAUCGCCGCGGCCGACCGCCCCAAGCUAUCCGCAUACAUCUUACAGGAAAAAUCAGAACACCGGAUCGUGUCGAAGUUCAGACGACUGACGGAGCGGAGCUGCACCGCGCGUUGGCACGCUACCAAACCGCACGACGCCGGCUUCGAGAAGGACGCUUUCCUGCGCUGGGGGCUCGAGGAGGUCUUCAACAGGUAUGCCGCCAACCUGCGCCUGGUGGAUCUGCAGCUCUGGUCGCCUUUCAAGGCGAACAUCUCUGGCAGACGGCGCCAGUCCGCGGCCGACGUCAUGAGGGCGCUGAGUAUACCUUUCUGCACUGCGGGUGUAGAUUUGCGGCACUGUGCUCAGAAUGACGCCUUCUUCGAGAUGUUGAAGUUCUUCAGAGUGAUCACGAUGACUCCCGAGGAGUUCUCGAGGUACAUUCAUGGCCAGAAUCUAGAACAGAUCAAAUUGGGAGUGGAUGAGCGGCUGCUCGCCAGAAACAUGGCAAUGGACCCAACGGCUGAGACGGUGGAUCAUCGUGACAAGUCUACGAAGGGAGUUCAAUCGAGCUUUACUGAAGCGCAGCUUUCCAAAGCCCCCGGUGUCGCUCCACUGGUUGCCUUCACGUCACAAAGUGCUAUUUCAGCUUGGGGUACUGGCCCGGAUUAA
This is a messenger RNA of Neoarthrinium moseri, 813 nucleotides long. RefSeq lists its product as uncharacterized. The record is from RefSeq and is a predicted model, not a curated record. The transcript is spliced from 2 exons. Bases 1 to 813 code for a protein of 270 amino acids. NCBI's taxonomy places the organism in Eukaryota, Fungi, Ascomycota, Sordariomycetes, Amphisphaeriales, Apiosporaceae.